Molecule: messenger RNA, 1361 nt
Organism: Carya illinoinensis
Lineage: Eukaryota; Viridiplantae; Streptophyta; Magnoliopsida; Fagales; Juglandaceae
Product: B-box zinc finger protein 32
Exons: 1
Coding region: 346-1146 (266 amino acids)
Molecular function (GO): zinc ion binding
Source: RefSeq, a predicted model, not a curated record
UCAGUUCCCAAAUCCCAAGCCUCUUUCCUCAGUCUCCAUUAAUUAAUUUUUCGAAACCACAUUUCAGGGUCUGUAAUCAUAUCAGCCAUGCAAAAUAAAGUUCAUUCCCCUUUCACACCCACUAGUUUCGCUUCUCACCCACCGCCUUUCUCUCCCCUCUCUUUCUUUUCGUCACAUUUUUCACAGUUAGAUACGAUAUACCAUUCCACACCCCUUUCUUUGCGCCUCUUUAAUCUCUCGCUCCCUCCCUCAACCCCCUUGAUUCUUAGAUCUUAGUCUUCCUCACUCCCCUUUCUCUCUUUACUUUAUCCUUUCGUUAUAUCUACGUACUCUCCGUCUUCCAACAUGAGAAAAUCUAUACUUUGCGAGUUGUGCACUGAAGUUGCUUCUCUGUAUUGUGCCUCGGACGCUGCAUUUCUUUGCUCCCGCUGCGACUCCAGAGUUCACCAGGCCAAUUUCCUCGUCGCUCGUCAUGUUCGCCAAGCGCUCUGUUUGAAUUGCAAGGGCUUCGCCGGGGACCCCAUUUCAGGUUCCGGAGCUCCGGCUCUCCGGCAGAUUUGUCAGGCUUGCUCUCCCGUGGAAUUUUCCGACGAUUCCGAUUCCUUUUCGUCUUCCGUUUCGAGCACUGAGUCCUCCGCUGCUGGCCCGAAGAGGAUUUCGCUCGAACAUCGGACAGUAGGAGACGAGAUCGUGAAACGGGGCAUUUCAAGCUCUGUCACGGAGAUGUCUGACGAGGAUGCGUACGUCCCGGCGAGAUUCUCCUUGUCGGCGAAGAAGAAGAAGAAGAUGAGAGCGGUGUCGUUGAGUGUGGACGUGAAGGCAGAGGCUAUUUUCUUGAAUUGGUGCGGCAAGCUUGGGGUGAAUGGUAAUUUGGUAGUGCCCUCAUCAUCCGAAGCCUUGGGAUUUUGUUUGGUCAUGCUGACAGCUUUUCCCUUCCGAGUGUGCAUGGCGACGUCGCUUUGGUUGGGCUUGAGAUUUAGCGGGGACAAGUCACUGUACACGUGUCAUAAACUGAGGAGACUGGAGGAGGUGUCCGGAGUGCCGGUUAACGUGAUCCUGGCCGCCGAGGCGAAGGUCGCACGUGCGCUGAGGGUCAGGAAGGCACGACCUGAGUCUGAGGAAGGAUGGGCUGAGUGUUCCGCUUGAGUUGCACGUGCGAGUACAUGGUAUAGUAAAUGCACGUGUUUAUGGAUAUGGUUAAUCUCAGCUGAAUCAAUUCAGUUUCUUGAAGUUCUUGCGUUUCUCUUUCAUCCCCUAUGUUUUUUGACAGGAAAUUAAGGAUUCUAAUUUUUGUAAUUCUGAGGGCAAACAAGGAAUUGAAAUGCAUGUCUCCUGACCGUGGAAUUUAGUUUGGAUAGAAA